AUGCCAUCGACGCUGUCAAAUCAUGCCUCGAUCUCCGAGAUCCCGCCCCAACAAGAUGGCCACGCCAUUGCAAACGCGGUGGACUAUGGUGCGGAGGCAGACGAAGCCGCGGGCGACGUACCGGUAACAGGAGAGAGGAAACAGCCCGACAAGCACAGCAUGGACUACAUAAUCCGGUCGGGCAUUGCUGGUGGUCUCGCAGGGUGUGCUGCAAAGACUGCUGUCGCGCCGCUCGACCGAGUCAAAAUCCUCUUCCAGACCAGCAACCCCCAAUUCGCGAAAUACACGGGAUCAUGGUUCGGACUGGGCAAAGCGAUGCAGGACAUCUACACCCAGAACGGAGUUACGGGCCUCUUCCGCGGGCACUCGGCUACUCUCCUCAAGAUCUACCCCUACGCCGCAAUCAAAUUCGUCGCUUACGAGCAAUACCGGGCGUGGUUUAUCUCUUCCAGAAGCCAAGAGACGUGGUUCCGGCGUUUCGCGGCCGGCGCGUCCGCCGGCGUGACAUCCGUCUUCUUCACAUACCCCCUCGAGGUCAUUCGCGUGCGGCUGGCGUUUGAGACGAAGCAUAGGAGCUCGUCCCUCGCCGACAUCUGCAAAAAGAUAUACCACGAACACCCGUUGCCCAAAAUAGCGCCUGCGACGUCGGGAUCUGGCGUUGUGAAGGGUGUGGCCGAGGCUGCUUCCUCGACGGUACAGGCCGUGGCCCCUCGCUCCGGCCUGGUGAACUUCUACAGAGGGUUCUCAACGACUAUGCUGGGCAUGGUUCCGUAUGCGGGCAUGUCAUUCUUGACACACGACAUAGCGGGCGAUGCCCUCCGGAUGCCGCUACUCCGGAAGUACACGACAUUACCUCAGCCCGCCAAUGCGCCGAAAGAUAAGCCUGCACCUCUACGAGCAUGGGCCGAGCUGGUCGCGGGCGGUAUUGCGGGCCCGGUCUCUCAGACUGUGUCAUACCCACUCGAAGUGAUCAGGCGACGCAUGCAGGUCGGCGGUGCUGUUGGAGACGGACGCCGUCUUCGCAUAGGAGAGACCGCGGGCACGAUAUUCAAGGAGAACGGAAUACGUGGCUUCUUCGUGGGUCUGUCGAUUGGGUACAUGAAGGUCUUACCGAUGUCGGCUGUGAGCUUCUACACCUAUGAACGGGUGAAGACGUUCUUUGGUAUAUAG
Anthostomella pinea is the source of this 1170-nucleotide messenger RNA. Lineage: Eukaryota; Fungi; Ascomycota; Sordariomycetes; Xylariales; Xylariaceae. The record is from the annotation of a GenBank genome assembly.